This is a messenger RNA of Hypanus sabinus (Atlantic stingray), 7526 nucleotides long. RefSeq names its product sorting nexin-31-like. The coding region runs from base 126 to 1538 and encodes 470 amino acids. The transcript is spliced from 13 exons. The record is from RefSeq and is a predicted model, not a curated record. Gene Ontology annotation, biological process: signal transduction; intracellular protein transport. NCBI's taxonomy places the organism in Eukaryota, Metazoa, Chordata, Chondrichthyes, Myliobatiformes, Dasyatidae. Gene Ontology annotation, cellular component: early endosome. Gene Ontology annotation, molecular function: phosphatidylinositol binding.
UCAGUCUGCAUUGUCCUGGGGAACGGUGACAAGAAUUAGACCUGAAGGCAAGGUCUGCGAGAGGGAGGGAAGUCUCUACCGUGCGUUGCGAAGGACCAUCUUGCAUCAGGAUUGGAAACCACAGCAUGGUAUCCGAAGAAGCCGUGGUAUUUGCGAAGAUGAAUUACACCGUCCCAGAAAUCUCCUCACCUGACACCGCCCCCUUGAGCCUUUCGUUCGCCGAGCAUUUGGCGCUCGCCUCGCCCGCGGUUUGGGCAGAGAUGCAGUUCACUAUCGGAGACACAGAGGAAAGCAGCGACUUUCUGGGGGCGCGCUAUGUGGUAUACGGUAUUCACUUGGAGGGAUCUCUUCUCUGCAAAAUGAGGUACAGCCAAUUGCACAAAUGGAAUGAAAAGCUGAAGAGGUAUUUUGGGAAGAAUUGUGUUCCGGAUUUUCCGCCUAAGAAUUAUCUUGUGCAAACUGAGUCUAUGGCUGAAGAAAGAAGACUUAAGUUACAGGAGUACCUUCAGAAAGUUGGAGAGGAUCCUGUUCUAUCUGCCAGUGAAAUAUUCACCACUUUGUUAAAGAAGGCGCAGCAGGAAACAUUUAAAAUUCAUCCUCGAGAUAUCCACUUGGAGAUUUUUCUUGCAGAUGGAACAAAACUUCUCAUUGACACCAAUACGUGUGACUCUGCAGAAAGGAUGCUGGCGAUUGCAGCCCAGGAAAUUGAACUACCGAGGCACCUUUUGGAAUAUUUCACCUUGUAUCUCGUUUGUGAACAGCCUGAAGGAGGGUACUCUGUGCUGAGAAAGCUCCAUGCCUUUGAGUUGCCAUAUGUGAGACUGUGGAGCCCACAGAAUGGAAACAGCAGAAUAAUGAUCAGGAGAAGUUACUUGGAUCCUUUGAAGGAUAGACUAUUAAUGGGAAGUAUUGCUGGAGUGCUCCUAUUGUACAAUCAGGCUACCUAUGAGCUGGAGAGAGGCUGGGUUAGGCCUACUCCAGAUCAGAUCCGAAAACUGAAGGCUUUCCAGGAGUCUGCUAAGAAAAGAGAGUUCCUCGAACUUAUGAGGGAAGUGAAGUUCUAUGGGCAUCUACAGUUUGAGGCUUGCACCUGUGAUUAUCCAGAGCCCAACUGUCCUGCUACUGUUCGUGUGGGCAAUUAUGAAAUUAACUGCUGUGUUCAGUUACCAAAGAACCACAUCGAAGAGUUCAGUUUCAAGAUUAACAGAAUACGAUGUUGGCAGAUCAGUAUCCAGAUACCACAAGAGAAAGAUACGGAACUGAAACUGGAGCUGAGUUUUGAAUUUCAAGACAGCCAUGAUUCAUGGCAAUGGGUCACAAUUUGCACACAUCAGGCCUUUCUUCUGGGAAGUUGCAUUAAGGAAAUCUCAGCACAUCGACCAAAGUUAUCUGGGAACCAUGCAGAAACGUCUCCAGGUCAACUUCAAGAAGUGAUGUCUCAGAUCAUCGUUAAGGACCCCCAUCACCCAGGUCAUGCCUUGUUCUCAUUGCUACCAUCAGGAAGAAGGUACAGCAGCCUGAAGACACACACUCAAUGAUUCAGGAACAGUCUCUUCCCCUCUAUUUACUGUCAUUAAUUUUUUAUUAUUAUGUAUUGCAUUGUACUGUUGCUACAAAACAACAAAUUUCACAACAUAUGCUGGUGAUGUUAAACCUGAUUCUGAUUCUAAUUCUAAUCAUGGAGUACCAGGAAGUACAUGGAGUACCAGGAAGUACAUGGAGUACCAGGAAAUACUUGGAGUACCAGUAAAUUUCCUGGUAUUUCCCACUGAAACUGUUUACUAAAAAGAUAAUUAAAUGUCAAUUAGCCUCUGGGGCCAUGUGGAACAGAUCCAGAGUGUUUGAUUCUGUUAAUGCAUGCUUAAAAAAGCAUCCUAUAAAAAUCUUCCAUCCUAUAAUCUUAAUUGUUUAUUUUCAAUUCCUUCCUUUCUCUGUUCCACAUGCCUUCACACUGCUACUUCACUCACUCGCGCUCUCUCCCUCAUGCAUGCUCUCUCUCUGUCACAUGCUCUCUCUCACUCUUUGUCGCACUCUCUCACGCUCUCUCUGUCUCUCACACUCUGCUGCCACUCUGUUGCAUACUGUCUCACUCUCUCUCUGUCGAGUACUCUCUUGCGUUCUCUCGUGCUCUCCCUCUCGCUUUCCCUCAUUCAUGCUCUCUCUCUCUCUUGCACUCUCCCUUGUCCAGCUCUUCAGCUCUUGCACUCUCCCUUGUCCACUCUUCUCCAGUUCUCUCCCCUGCUCUAAUCCUUCCCUCCUACACUAACCUCAGUUUUUCUAACUUUUCUGUGCCUAUCUAAGAGUCUUUUUAAAUGACCUUAAUAUAUCUGCCUCUACCAUGAACCAAGCAGGGUGUUUCACUCACCCAACUGAUAUCUGUGUUUUUUUAAAAAAGCUGUCUCUGACAUCCCCACAAUAGCUUUUUCCAACCACCUUAAAAUGAUGUCCCCUCGUAUUAGUCAUUUCCGUCUCUGGCUAUCCACUCUAUCAAUGCCUCUUGUCAUUUUGUACACCUCUCAUGCUCAUUCGCUCCAAAGAGAAAGGCCAAAGCCUGCUCAACCAUUCCUCAAAGGAUAACAAAUGAUCACAUUGCUGAACCAGGCUCCAGAACCAGUGUGGAUGACUUCACUCACCUCAACAUUGAAUUUGAUUCCACAACCUACAGACUGACUUUCGAGGAGUCUACAACUCAUGUUCCCAGUAUUAUUUAUUUACUGAUUUAUUUAUGAAUUUUUUUUGUAUUUGUACAGCUUUUCUUCUUUUGCACUUUGGUUGUUUGUCAGUCUUUGUAGUUUUCCAUUGAUUCUGUUGUUCUUCUCAGUUCUAUUCUGAAUGCCUGCAAGAAAAUGAAUUUCAUGGUGGUGUAUGGUGGGGUACAGAAUAUGUACUUUGAAGCAACACACUUUACUGUUGGCACUGAACAUGCUCAAAGACUGAAUAUCAAGUGAGGUGAAAAACCAUACUGUUCAGUAUAAAAGACCCUCAGCCCUGCUUCUUAUCCAGUGUCUGUCUUCAAAUUAUAGACCAUCUAGUCUAAGGAACAGCCCCUCGGUAUCACCUUAUCAAAUCCUGUCAGAUUCAUGUCCACCAAUAUGUGGAAACGAAACUUGCUUGUGUUAUGUUUAUGUCUACAAAUGCUGCUUGUUACUAAUUCUUGAGACCUCGUUUAAAAACUGUAAACAAUUAAGCGGAAUUGGUAUGAUUGGUUACUGGUACACCCGCAUUUCACAACAGUUACAGAUUGCAACACCGCUUCAAGCUUUUUUACAUCUUUCCUCCAAGAUAAAAGCUAUUUUAUCUUAAAUUAAAUUCAAGCUAUUUCCUCAAUGCUUUGAUCAACUACUAUCAGUUCUGCUUUCUUGCAGAUAGUGUGAAAUAAAACCUUGCUGAGGCCAAAGAGUUCUGUCCUUAGUCAUUUAAAAUGUUCUGCCGACAUAUCAGGUGACGUAGGCGCUGAGCUGCCAGAAUGAUUGUAAUCAUCCUUGCAUUGGUUCUUUGUGCAAUGGUUCAGUACCUAUUCUCUUUUAAUUUAUUAUUUUACCUGUCACACUUAACAUACACAGAUAGUGGUAUAAUUUGCUGAUGGGCUUAUGAAAACAAAGAUUUAUCUGUCAUGUAUUGGAGGCACGAGUGUCAGCACCCUUCCGCAAGGUUCAGUAACAGUUAUUACCCUGCAACAAUCAGCCCCCUGAACUUAUCUUAACCCUGAACUGAUUCCACAACCUACAGGCUCACUUUCAAAGACUCUACAACUUGUGUUCUCAGUAUGAUUUAUUUAUUAAUUUGCGCAAUUUGUCGUCUUUUGCACAUUAGUUGUUAAUUUUUGCUUGCGUACACGUUUUCAUCAACUGUAUUCCUUAAUGUAAGAAAAUGAAUCUCAAGUAAAUUUGAUAUCUUGCAUCUGCUGAGAACAUAUAGUUGCCUUUGAUGAUAAGUCUAAGUAAACCUAUCAAAUAACGUGUAUGUCACCAUAUACCACCCUGGGAUUCAGUUUCUUGUAGGCAUUCACAGGAUAAUAAAGAAAUAUAGUAGAAUUUAUGGAAAAACUAUGCAUAAACAAAGACUGACAACCAAUGUGCAAAAGAAGACAAAAUUAUGAAGAUGAAGAAUAAUACUGAGUGCAUGAGUUGUAAAGAGUCCUCUAAAGUGAGCUUUAGGUCAUCUAAUAGGUUCAGCGUUGUAAAGAAAUCUCAUUGUUGGUUUGGUAUACAAGCCUAAGACAAAUCUAUUGUUGAAUUUUUUUUUUUGGCAAGUAAGCCAUCAAACUGUUACAGAAUACUCUACAAAGUUCAAAGUAAAUCUAUUAUCAAAGUGUACAUGUCAACAUAUGCUACCCUGUAAAUGAAGAAAUUCAGUCGAAUCAAUGAAAAACUGCACACAAAGACUGAUAAACAACCAACAUGCAAAGGAAGACAAUCUGUGCAGAUACAACAAAAAAUAAAAAAGAAAGAAAUCAUACUGAGAACAUAAGCUAUAGAGUCCUUGAAAGUGAGGUGCCCUUGCUUUGUCUUUUACUGUUUGGUUUAUCCAGUGGAUAUUUUCCUACUCUUUUACCUCAUGGAAAUUUAAAGAAGUGCAGAUGCCAGGAGUCUGAACUAACAACAGAAAAUGCUGGAAACGCUCGAUAGAUCUGGCAGAAUCUGUGGAAAGAUAAAAAGAAUUAGUGUUCAAGGUAACCUCAUUAUGUCUUCAAUCUGAUUUUUUUUUUCCAAAGCUGCUGCCCUACCUGAGUGUUUCUGGCAUUUUCUGCCCAUCCCUCAUCAUUGUUUUUGUGUUCAAGUCAGUCAUUGAACUACUUUCUGGCCAAUAAUCUUCUCUGCUUUCAUUAGAUCAUGAGACAUAGGAGCAAAACUAAGCCAUUUGGUGCAUUGUCAGCUCCGCUGUACCAUCAUGGCUGAUUUAUUAUCCCUCUCUACCCGUCUGACUUCGUCUGACUUCUCCUUGUAACUUUUGACAUGCUUACUAAUGAAAAAUGAUCAAAUUCCACUUUAAAAAUAUCCAAUCAAAUUAACUCAUAGACUUCUGUGGUAAUGAAUUCUACAGAAAUUCCUCCUCAUCUGCUUUCUAAAUAUAAACCCCUCUAUUCUGAGGAUGUGGCCUCUGGUCCUAGACUCAUCCACUGUAGGAAACAUCCUCUCCACUAUACUGUAUCUAGACCUUCCAAUAUUCGAUAGGUUUCAGAUGUUCCUCAUACAUUAACCCUUUCAUCCCUGGAAUCAUUCUCCUGAACCUCCUCUCCAAUGCCAGCACAUCCAUUCUGUCCAUUAAUAGCCUUAGCUUUGAGGUGCCUUGGGUCUCACACCACCAGGUUCAGGGACAGUUAUGACCCUACAACCAUCAGGCUCCUGAGCCAGCAUGGAUAACUUCACUCACCUCAACACUGAACUGGUUCCACAGCCUAUAGCCUCACUUUCAAGGACUCUUCAACUCAUUUUAUCAGUAUUAUUCACACAAUUUCUCUUCUUUUCUACACUGGUUGUUUGUUGGUCUUUACUUGUGUAUAAUUUUUUUUAUAAAUUAUGUUGUAUUUCUUCAUUUUCAGAUCAAUGCCUGCAAGGAAAUUAAUCUCAAGGUUCUCUAUGAUUACAUAAACACACAAGAUUCUGCAGAUACUGGAACAUAGAAAACCUACAGCACAAUACAGGCCCUUCGGCCCACAAAGCUGUGCCGAGCAUGUCUUUACCUUAGAAAUUACCUAGGGUUACCCAUAGACCUCUAUUUUUCUAAGCUCCAUGUACCUGCCCAGGAGUCUCUUAAACCCUAUUGUAUCUGCCUCCACCACCGUCACUGGCAGGCCAUUCCAUGCACUCACCACUCUCUGCGUAAAAAAAAACUUACCCCUGACAUCUCCUCUGUAACUACUUCCAAGCAUCUUAAAACUGUGCCCCCUUGUGCUAGCCAUUUUAGCCAAAUCUGAAGUAACACACAAAAUGUUGGAGUUCCAGAUGUUUCUGUGUAUAUGAUGACAUAUACAUAUACAUACUUAGAUAAUAAAUUUACUUUGACUUCAACUAAUUAGGCAGCAUGAUUAAAAUAAGGAUAUGGAGUUUCAUCUAACUUAAUUGAAGUUUAUACUGAAGUCUAUCGCUGGACGCUGUGACACAUUGUGUUAAAAACAGGAAACUUGAUUUUUGGAAUGUCUCCUCCUUUAUCGUUCUUAAGUAUUGAAGAGACCCAAGAAAAUUUCAGCACCAGCUGAGUUUGCAAUUGGCUUGAACUACCUGAUGGAUUUUCAUUUAAACGAUUUGUUAUUGAUAUUUCUAACCCUGCACUGAAACUGCUAAUGUUUCAUUGAUCCAUGACUCUAAAUCUUUUAGUUAUAGAUUAUACUCGCUUGAUAUAUAUGUUCUCCAGAACAAGUUCAAGGUUCAAAGUAAAUUUAUUAUCGAAGUACGUACAGUAUAUUUCACCAUACACACCCAUGCGAUUCAUUUUCUUGCAGGCAUUUACAGAAUAGGAUCAACAGAAAAGCUACACACAAAAAUGGGCAAUGUGCAAAAGUCAGUAACUUCAAAUAAAAAAAGAAAAAAGAAAUAAAUGAAUAAAUAAUAGAUGAUGUUGAGAACAUGAGCUGUAUAGUCCUUGAAAGCGGGUCCAUAGGUAAUAGAAUUAGUUCAGUGUAGGGUUGAGCAAAGUUAUUGUGUAUCUAAUAUUUAAGUAAUACUUGAGUAAUAUUGUAAGUAUGUUGUUUAAGCAAUCUUUGUUUACAUAAUUUGUUUUGGGUUAUAUGUAAAAGUAUGUGAAUGACGUGCGUCAUCAUGCCUCCACAAUAUAUCUGUGCACCUCACGAAAAAUAAAAACAAAGUCCACUUGUGUAUCUCCAGGUCCGGGUUUUUCUUUCGAUUAGCUUUAUGUUUUGGAGUUACGAACAUAACAGUUAUCCACAUUGGUUCAACAGCCUGAUGGUUGAAGGGUAGUAACUGCUCCUGAACCUGGUGGUGGUGGACAUAAGGCUCCUGUACCUCCUUCCCGAUGGCAGCAGUGAGAAGAGAGCUUGGCGGGGAUCCUUGAUGAUGGAUGCUGCUUUCUUGUGGCAGCACUCCUUGUAGACGUGCUCAAUAGUGGGGAGGCUUUUUUUCUGUGAUGGACUGGGCUGUAUUCUCCACUUUUUGUAAGAUUUUCCAUUCAAGGGCAUUGGUUUUUCUAUAUCAGGCAAUGAUACAACCAGUCAGGAUGCUCUCCACUGUGCAUCUAUAGAAGUUUGUCAGUGUUUUAGAUGAGAUUCCGAAGCUUCGCAAACUUCUAAGAAAGUAGAGGCACUGUCACCAUUUACUGUAUUAAGUGCUGCCUCUGCUGAAACAAUGCUUUCAGUUCUUAGCAUUUGUCACCCUCCAUUUUCUAUAGUUUCAAACGAUUACAUAUUGCUAGCUUGACAGGUCCUUUUAGGGCUGUUUAAAAUAUGACUAGAAUGAAAUAUAUUUAAUAAACCUGCCAUAAGCUAUUCCAGACUAGAAGUUGUACCUAGAGCUAAGCAAAUCUCCCUAAUAACUUGUAACUUGGUAGAAUGUAAGUUAAUCUAUGAACUU